CAUUUAUAUUUUGCCUGAUUUAUAUUACAUUUUAUUCCUUUUUUUUCUGGAUGUUGACAAAAUUUUCUGAUUUAUGAAGUGGUAAAAAGAGAAACCUUUAAUUCAAAUAUGUCAACAAGAUGAAUGCUCAGAUUAAUUAUGCAAAUUAGCAGUGUUGGGUAAAUUUCCAUAGAUUAUUCUUCAUAAAUUAUUGAUUUAAGUAUUUAAAGCGAAAAGGUUACAUUAAAAACAUACAUUUUUAACAUCAGAUUUUAAAUUUAUAUAGAAUUGUUCUAUAGUCCAUACAGUAUUUAAUGUAAUUAAAUACUCAUUGGUUCUGAGAUAUGGAUGUAAUGGAUGGAUUGUUAUUUUUGCACUUUAUAAGUAGUAAGAAAGCAAACCGACAUGUAAAUAUGAAACUGCUUGUUUGUUUAUUCAGUAUUAAAGAAGGAAGUAGGAUAAAUUAGCAUAAUAAUAAGUUAGCCAUGUCCCUACACCCUGUUUUACAAUGUUUAUAUUGAUAAAUAUCACAACACAUAACUGAUUCGUACAUUUUACGUUUUAUUCUUCAAUUUUAUAACGAGAAAUUACUCGAAAAGUACAUAUAUUUGUUAUUAAAGAGCUCCCUCAUCUGGCUGACGAUAAAUCUAGCCGCGCAAACGUAAGGUGUGAUUGAUCACAGCUUCCACCAAUGAAAAGAAAGAUCGUCACCGUCACUGGCGUAUCUAAACCAAUGGGAAUCGCAAGAAGCGACGAAGGGGGCGGGACUUCAGCCAUUUGCGGCCGCCAACGUUGUUGUUGGAGGAGAAGUCGAUUCAAGAAGCCAUUACGCUGCGCAAUUGUGUCAGGACAAAAAACUUACUAUUUUUACGUAUUCUACGCAAUUUUAUAAAACCCCUGCGUCCAAUUAAAAACGUAAUGGCAUCUCAGGCCAAAAAGAGAAAAACUAAUUUCUCCGAAAGGGAGGUGGAGAUCAUCGUGGAGGAGAUGGAGAAACAAAAACACAUUUUGGUCAAUCACUUUAACGCGGGCGUCACGCACAUCGCUAAGAACUGCGCGUGGAUGGAGAUUCUGAAGCGCGUGAACGCCGUCAGCACCUGUCUGCGCGAGCUCGCCGAGGUCAAGAAGAAAUGGUCCGAUCUCAAGACGGAGGUGCGGCGAAAAGUGGCCCAGGCGCGCGCGGCCAUGGAGGGAACGGGCGACUGCACCACCGUGCCCGUGAUCCUGACCUCCAUGCAGCAGCGCAUCUGCAAUCUGCUGGGAGAAGCGACCAUCAUCAGCCUGCCUGCGGCGGAAGCGGGCGCGGAGAUUGCGGUGCCCAUCAGCUCCGCAGCCACAGUCACGUUAACGCAAAGUAUUCAACCAGCGGCCGCAGCAGCGUGUGAGAUCAAAACUCUUGAAGCUGAGACGACGUACCACACGCUGGAGGAAGGCAUGGUGGAGUAUUGCACCACCGAGACGCCCGUGACCGUCACUGCAGAGGCGCCGGUGGAGAUGCUGGCAGCGCAGGCCGAAUGUUCCGCCAAACCUCAGGAACUGAAGAGCCGCAUCGCACUCAACUCAGCCCGACUGCUCCAGGAGCACCGCGUCACCAACCUGCACGUGCGUGAGAUCGCCCAGCACCUGGAGAACCAGAACGACCUGCUCCAGAUGAUCCGGCGCUCGCAGGAGGCCCAGGCCUGCGCUCAAGAGAGACAAGCCCAGGCUCUGGAGGGCACGCAGGCCGCUCUGCUGGCUCUCAUUCAGAUGUUCAGACCGGCUCUGAAGGACCUGAGAAAGUUUCUGCAGAACGCUAACAGCUCGAACACGGCGACCGCCACAGAGACUGGAGAAGGAGUGGAAAACAUGUCGGCGAAGCCUGAAGACAGACAGUAGAGCAGAACGUGUGACAGGUCUGGUCUAGAAUAGACUGUAAAUUAUUGUACAGCACGGUGCCUCAAAGAGUUUGUGCUUGUAUGUGUGAAUGUUUCAGGGAUAAAGUGAAAUGAGGACUUUUAUUAGCGUUUUAAAGAAGUGGCCAAAAUCUAAAUAUCCAAAAUAUACGUUUUACUUUAAAAAGAGCCUUUUUUUUUUAUUUAGUUUGAAGUGAAACAUCUUUUCAGUUUAACUUCAACUGUGGGUUUUAUUUUUACAUUUGGUUCCUUAAAAAGCAAAUAGAUGGCAAUGAAUUUGACAUGAUUUUCUACAUUUUGUUUAUUUAAUUGAUCCUAAAAUGAACAAAAGCAUUGCAUGCAGUGAAUGCAAACCCUAAAACACAAAUCAGAGAUGUACAGAAAGCACAGUUUCUCCUAUUUAUGUACUAAUGGCUCCUUUUACAGGUGAGGCCUUGGAAGACUUUGUGGAGGAUUUUGUUUCUUUAGUUUUUGACAAUAACAUUUUUAUUUAUGUAUGUUAAAUAAAGAAACUCUCCACACA
Messenger RNA from Megalobrama amblycephala (Wuchang bream), 2394 nucleotides. RefSeq names its product nuclear apoptosis inducing factor 1 (gene naif1). Gene Ontology annotation, cellular component: nucleus. The coding region runs from base 898 to 1854 and encodes 318 amino acids. Lineage: Eukaryota; Metazoa; Chordata; Actinopteri; Cypriniformes; Xenocyprididae. The transcript has 3 exons. The record is from RefSeq and is a predicted model, not a curated record.